Molecule: messenger RNA, 1500 nt
Organism: Gloeophyllum trabeum ATCC 11539
Lineage: Eukaryota; Fungi; Basidiomycota; Agaricomycetes; Gloeophyllales; Gloeophyllaceae
Exons: 4
Coding region: 1-1500 (499 amino acids)
Source: RefSeq, a predicted model, not a curated record
AUGAAUGCCAACACAAUCCUUUUUGCAAAUCCCAUUCCGAAAGUUUAUCAGACUCUACCACCGCCAAGAUCUGAAUUGGAUGAAGUUUUGGCAUUCAUUUAUAGAGGUCCAGUGCAACCAACUGAUGAGGAAUUCAAAAGGACACCUUUACUCAUAAGUCAUAAUCAAGUAGCAGAAGCACUGGAGUGGCUCAGAUUAAACCACAUUGCCUAUCAUGACAUUGAUAUAUCCUAUGACAACCUCAAAUCAUAUCCACAGAAUCAGCCACCUGUUGUUAUGUCCUAUCAUCCUCAGUUUAAGCCAAAGGAAGGCAUAGCUAAAAGCUUGCAUGGAUCUUUGGAUGAAGAAGAGGGUACCGCCUCAGGCCCUUGUCCCUUGGUUGUGCACGGUGUUACUGGGGAACAGCUGCAUACGAAAAGUAUAAAAUCUUUGAAAGCACUAACUGUGAAACAUUUAACCUCUGGUGGUCAAGUGAUGGCUCUGGGUCAUGCAGAAAAUACAGAGUCCAUCUACAACAAUCCACAAUUAUUCCAACUGGAUGAAUACUUUCCUAUUAUUGCAUUCAACCAUGAGCAAAUAAAGGCCAGCACUACCGGGGGGUUCUUGCUAGCUGAAAGACAUUCGUUUGAUGACAUCACUGAUAGGUUGCUAUCCGUUGACAAGACUACCCUCACUGAUUUAGCUCGUAGGUUAUCCAAUGGAGAUAGGGUGAUCCCAAACACCCCAGAAGAAAAGGCUUGUUUCCAACUCCUUGGUGAUCUUGACCAUAUAGCUGGCCAUGUUGAGGGAUCUAUUACAAAUACAAAAUACAUGAGAAAUGAAAUAUGGUCACUCAUAGCAUAUAAAGGUGCCCCAUCAUGGUUUAUUACAUUUACUCCAGCAGAUGUACAGCAUCCAAUUUGUAUAUACUAUGCUGGAACUGAUGAAAUAUUUAAACCAGUACUUAUCCCAGAUGAUAUCAGAGCAAAACUUGUGGCUGAUAAUCCUGUAGCAGGUGCUCAUUUUCUUGAUAUGAUGGUGAGAUUGUUCAUAAAACAUGUCCUUGGUGUAAACAGUGAUCAUGACGGUUUGUACGGAAAAACAUCAGCCUAUUACGGAACAAUGAUUGAAUAUCUGGAAGGUGCUCAUAAAGGUGAAUUCAUAGAUCAGACCAUGGAGGAAGUCAAAAGUGAGGUAGCAUAUGACUCAUCCCACCCAAAGUAUAAAGACCCGACUCAGACACUCCCAGAUAUCCCGCCUUACCCAUGUGAUCACAGUUUCAACCAUAAUUGUCAGACCUGUCAUUCAAGUCAAUCCUGGUGGAGAAAAUCUGUUAAAACAGUAAAUGAUCUACUCCUAAAGUCCAACGUACAUAGGACAUGUGAUGAACGAUGCUUUGCACAAUUGCCACCAGCAAUGAACCGUCCCCCAUUAUACAGAAGCAUUGGAAAAUAUGAGAUACAAAGCUUGCAGUUUACAAGACAUAAAAUUUCUUCGCAGCAGGAUAGCAGGGAAAAGUGA